This is a messenger RNA of Capsicum annuum, 1839 nucleotides long. RefSeq names its product receptor kinase-like protein Xa21. The transcript has 2 exons. The record is from RefSeq and is a predicted model, not a curated record. Gene Ontology annotation, biological process: protein phosphorylation. Gene Ontology annotation, molecular function: protein kinase activity; protein binding; ATP binding. Bases 1 to 1839 code for a protein of 612 amino acids. NCBI's taxonomy places the organism in Eukaryota, Viridiplantae, Streptophyta, Magnoliopsida, Solanales, Solanaceae.
AUGGCAUGCAAUUUGACUCAUCUUCCAGCCUCCACGGGGAGCCUUUCCACCUCUCUUAGAAAAUUUUACGCCAGCAAUUGCAAAAUCAAAGGGCGAAUUCCAAAUGAAGUUUGGAACUUAAGCAGCUUCUUAGAUCUUCAUCUUUCGGGAAAUAACUUGGUCGGAGCGAUUCCUACGUCAAUUGGAAACUUGAAAGGCUUUCAGCGGUUCAACUUGAGUAACAACAAACUUACAGGAUUUAUUGGUGAUCACAUAUGUAAAUUGCAGCAUUUGGGUGAUAUUUACUUAGGUCAAAAUCAACUUUCAGGAUCUCUUCCUAAUUGUUUAGGGAAUAUUACUUCCUUUAGGGAGAUACAUCUGGGUUCCAAUAAAUUGAGUUCCAAUAUACCACCAAGCUUAGGGAACCUGCACGAUCUAGUGGUUCUUGACUUAUCCUCAAACAACAUGGUAGGUUCUUUACCUCCAGAAAUUGGAAAUCUAAAGGCUGUAACAAAGAUGGAUCUAUCGAUGAAUCAAUUUUCAAAUAGAAUUCCAAGAGAAAUUGGAGGAUUGCAAAAUCUGGCACACCUUUCUUUGAGACACAACAAGUUGCAAGGUGCUAUACCUGACUCAGUGAGCAACAUAGUAGGUUUGGAAUUUCUAGACGUUUCUCACAAUAAUAUAUCGGGAAUCAUUCCCAUGUCUUUGGAGAAACUUCAAUACCUCAAGUAUUUCAACGUUUCAGACAACCAAUUGUACGGUGAAAUACCCUCGGGUGGGCCUUUCAAGAACCUCUCGAGUCAGUUUUUCAUCUCCAAUGAAGCAUUGUGUGGUUCUUCAAGAUUUAGUGUCCCGCCAUGCCCCACUUCAUCAAAGCACAGAUCAAAUAGGAAAAAAUUGCUAGUUCUUUUUCUUUUACUUGCAAUUGCAGUUGUUUUUGUUCCUACAACCUUUGUGCUCCUAUGUAUAAGGUAUAUAAGAAGUAAGAGAGCUCCUCCACAAGCUGAGUCAUUGUGUACCAUAACAAGAGAAAGAAUUUCAUACUAUGAAUUGAUCCAAGCAACUGAUGCGCUUAGCGAGAGUAAUCUGAUUGGUGCUGUAAGUUUCGGCUCUGUUUACAAAGGUGUUCUCAGAAGUGGAACUGUCAUUGCAGUUAAAGUGUUCAAUCUGCAACUAGAUGCGGCAUUCAAGAGCUUUGAUACGGAAUGUGAAGUUCAGCGCAGCCUUCGCCAUAGGAAUCUCGUAAAAGUCAUUAUUAGUUGUUCGAAUCAUGAUUUUAAGGCUUUAGUUCUCAAGUAUAUGCAUAAUGGAAGUCUUGCGAAGUAUUUGUUUUCUCAUAACUACUUCCUAGACAUCAGACAGAGGCUAAGCAUAAUGAUAGAUGUGGCAUGUGCUUUGGAAUAUCUACACUAUGGGUGCUCGUCGCCUGUGAUCUACUGUGAUCUGAAGCCUAGUAAUGUCUUGCUGGACCAGGAUAUGGUUGCCCACCUAAGCGACUUUGGCAUUUCAAAACUGCUUGGUGAAGAUGAGAGUGAUUUAUACAAUAAAACCUUAGCAACAUUGGGUUAUAUCGCGCCAGAGUAUGGACAAGAUGGAUUGGUGUCUACUAAAUGUGAUAUCUAUAGUUAUGGGAUCAUGUUGCUGGAAACUUUUACCAGGAGAAAGCCUACCGAGUUUGAGGGAGAUAUUAGCUUGAAGCACUGGGUGAGUUAUUCACUUCCCGAUGCAGUAAUAGAUGCUGCAGAUGCCAACUUGGUUCCACGUACAGAUAAUCACUUAUUGAAGAAGUUGGAUUGUGUGGCAUCAAUCAUGAAUGUCGCAAUAGAUUUCUGUGCUGAAUCUCCAGCAAGACAAAUAUGA